This is a messenger RNA of Owenia fusiformis, 1107 nucleotides long. The record is from the annotation of a GenBank genome assembly. NCBI's taxonomy places the organism in Eukaryota, Metazoa, Annelida, Polychaeta, Sabellida, Oweniidae.
GUCUGGUACUACUUUUUCAAAACACAAAUUUUUAAAUUCUACACAAUUCUUUUAGUUUUUACUGAUUUGCAUCCCCAAACAUGGUCAAAAUCACAGAGACCCUUGUUAGACAACGCUCAGAGCAUAACAACUUGGAGAUUUCUACGUUGGAAGAAUUAUCUCUACAUCAACAAGAUAUUGAAAAGAUUGAGUACCUUGAUAAAUGGUGCAGAGAUCUAAAAAUAUUAUAUCUACAGAGCAACCUUAUUCCUAAGAUAGAAAAUGUCAGCAGAUUGAAGAAACUUGAAUACUUAAACUUAGCACUGAACAAUAUUGAAGUAAUAGAAAACCUAGAAGGAUGUGAAUCUCUAAAGAAGCUUGAUCUUACAGUGAACUUUGUUGGAGAAAUAACUAGUGUUGGAUGUUUGAAGAACCUUGUACAUUUUGAAGAGUUGUACCUGGUUGGGAACCCCUGUACAGAGUAUGAAGGCUACAGAGAAUAUAUAAUUGCAACACUCCCACAUUUAAAGAAGUUAGAUGGUAUUGUGGUAGAAAAAUCAGAGAGAAUUUCAGCAAUUCAGGAAUUUUACAGAAUAGAGCAUGGAAUUCGAGAGCAGCAAAAUGAACAUCGGAAAAAGAGAGCUCGGGAGAAGGCAGAGGCUGAGAGCAAAAAGAAAGAGAAGGAGAGACUUGAAAAAGAUAUUGAAGAUAAGUCCAAGGAGACUAAGCCAGGAUUUGAUGGAAGAUGGUACACAGACAUGAACAAAGACAGUGGAGAUUCAAUCCAAGAAAAUAUUGAAAAACAAAAGAAGGAAGAUGAAAAGGUCAAAGAAUUUUGGGAGGAAAAGUCAGCAUAUACACCUGAAUCGCGUAUUGAGGUACAUGAACAUACUAAAGCCUUGAAAGACAAAGAAAAUAAAAAGAAUGCAGAACCAGAAAAAAAGCCACGUCGACUAUUGGCGGAUGAUGGCAGAAGGUUAAACAUCAAUGAGGCAAAAAUUGACUUUACACUUACAGAAGAUGAAAAUAAGCAUGAAAUUCUACUAGACUUAGCCGUAUUUAAGCAUAUGGAUACUUCACUGAUUGAUGUAGAUGUACAACCUGACCAUGUGCUGGCAUACAUUAAGG